Rhododendron vialii is the source of this 1461-nucleotide messenger RNA. RefSeq lists its product as uncharacterized. The transcript is spliced from 8 exons. The coding region runs from base 68 to 1105 and encodes 345 amino acids. Lineage: Eukaryota; Viridiplantae; Streptophyta; Magnoliopsida; Ericales; Ericaceae. The record is from RefSeq and is a predicted model, not a curated record.
GGGCCAGAGUUGUACUGAAAAAAAACACAAGGAAUACACAAAGGGGGACACUCAGUGAUGCUCAGUGAUGCCCAUGGCUUUCCUUUGCACUCUCCGUCCAAACUUUCCCUCCACGAGAAUGACCAUAACGCCGCGCUCUGUCCUCACCAGGGAGUCCAGGAUGGGUGUUCAGUACGAGCUGAAGCAAGGGCAGUCCCGUCUUUUCCACAAGCUCCCUUCUGGUUUGGCCAUGGAGGUUAUCUUUCAGAAGGGUUUUGAUCUCAGAAACCCAGAUGAGGGAAGAGAGAGAUUUGCAAAGCCACCGUUAGUAUUCAUCCAUGGAAGCUUUCACGCUGCUUGGUGUUGGGCUGAAUACUGGUUGCCUUUCUUUUCGCAAAAUGGGUUCGAUUGCUAUGCACUCAGCUUGUUGGGUCAGGGUGAAAGCGAGGCGCCUGAUGGUCCUGUUGCAGGUUUGCUUGAGACACAUGCAGCUGAUGUUGCUGAUUUCAUCAGCAAAGAAAUCAGGCUGCCACCAGUUUUACUUGGACAUUCAUUUGGAGGGCUUAUUGUUCAAUAUUACAUCGCAAACAUAAGGGGUGAGCAAAUUUCAGAAAUGAGAAGCUUGCACCCAGAUCUUGCUGGAGCUGUACUUAUUUGCUCUGUGCCCCCUUCUGGAAAUAGUGGAUUAGUGUGGCGAUAUCUCUUCUCCAAGCCUAUAGCUGCUUUUAAGGUGACACGCAGCCUAGCAGCCAAAGCUUUCCAAACUUCUCUGCCUCUUUGUAAGGAAACAUUUUUCUCUGCAGAAAUAGAGGCUGAUCUUGUCGAACGCUAUCAAAAACUAAUGAAAGAGAGCUCCAGGAUGCCAUUGUUUGAUCUAAGGAAGCUUAAUGCAUCACUCCCAGUUCCCUCGGUGCCGAAAUCUUCCAUUGAAGUUCUUGUACUGGGUGCGAAGGAUGACUUCAUAGUGGAUGCUGAAGGACUCGAUGAAACAGGCAGGUUUUAUGGAGUUUUACCGGUCUGUAUCGAAGGGGUUGCCCAUGACAUGAUGCUGGAUUGUUCGUGGGAAAAGGGUGCAGUGGCAAUCUGGUCGUGGCUGCGUGGUUUAAACAGACAGGAGAAGAUAUGACUAAGGACGACGUUUCCAGCUAAAAUUUUGCAUCGUAGUCCCGGGAUUUCCAACUUGCUUCCUCAAAUUGCUCAUAUGUUCCCAAGACAAUAAUUUUUCCUAGGGCUUAAAAGGAGAUCGAGCAGAUCUGUGGAAAGUCGACAAAACCAGAACACUGCUGCUACUUACUACUGGACGAGCUGCUGUCUCUGUACUGAACUCCCUUGUUGCUAACUUGGUAUGUUAUUUCGUUAGAUGCCACUUCUUGCAAGUUUUUUCCAAGUUAUGGCUUCAGUUUUUACUUUUUAGGCAGUAGUAUUGUUUCAGCAGCUACUACUACUUACAGUUUUGAAUAAGUAACUGUCAAGUUUCUUUCA